AAGAAAAUGGCGGAAUCCAGUAUUUCGUGGUCUCAGUAUCACUUCAGCUGUUCAAUCUGUCUGGAUCUACUGAAGGGUCCAGUAACUAUACCCUGUGGACACAGUUACUGUAUGAGCUGUAUUUCAGGCUACUGGGAUCAGGAUGAGCAGAAGGGAGUCUACAGCUGCCCUCAGUGCAGACAGACCUUCACUCCAAGACCUGCUUUAGGGAAAAACACCAUGCUGGCUGAAGUGGUGGAGAAACUCAAGAAGACAAAACUACAAGCUGCUCGUCCUGCUCAGUGUUACUCUGAAUCUGCAGAUGUGGAGUGUGAUGUUUGUACUGGAGACAAAAAUAAAGCUGUUAAAUCCUGUCUGGUGUGUCUGAACUCUUACUGCCAGAAUCAUCUUGAACAACACGAGAGUUUCUUCAGAGGUAAAAGACACAAUCUGAUGGACGCCACUGGACGACUGCAGGAGAUGAUCUGCCCUCAACAUGAGAAACUACUGGAGAUUUUCUGUCGUACUGAUCAGUGCUGUAUUUGUUUGCUGUGUGUGGAUGAACACAAAAACCAUGAGAUCGUAUCAGCUGCAGCAGAGAGGACUGACAAACAGAGGCAGUUGAAGGAAACCCAGAGUAAACCUAAUCAAAGAAUCCAGAGGAAAUUAGAGGAGUGUGAGGAGCUGAGAGCGGCUGUAAAGUCUCACAAGCGCUCUGCACAGGCAGCAGUGGAGGACACUGAGAGGAUCUUUACUGACCUCAUCCGCUCCAUUGAGAGAAGCCGCUCUGAGGUGACGCAGCUGAUCAGAGAACAGGAAAAGGCUGCAGUGAGUGGAGCUGAAGUACGACUGGAGCUACUGGAGCAGGAGAUUGAUGAUCUGAGGAGGAGAGACGCUGAGCUGGAGCAGCUUUCACACACAGACCAUCACAUCCAUUUCCUCCAGAGUUUCCAGUCUCUCUCUGCUCCUGGAUCUACAGACUCAUCCAGCAUCACUGUCAGCUCUCGUCUCUCUUUUGAUGCUGUUGGUAAAUCUGUGUCUCGACUGAAAGAGAAACUGGAGCAGUUCUGUAGAGAGGAGAUAGAAAAGAUAUCAGUGAGAGACAUAACCAGCAUUCAAAAAUCUGAACUAAAGACCCGUGAGGAGUUCCUCCAGUAUCACCGUCAGCUCACUAUGGAUCCAAACACAGUGAAUAAAAACCUGUUCCUGUCUGGUGAGAACAGAGUGAUUGAACACACUUCUACAGACCAGCAGUAUCCUGAUCAUCCAGACAGAUUUGAUUGUUUUCUUCAGGUGUUGUGUAGAGAGAGUGUGUGUGGACGCAGUUACUGGGAGGUGGAGUGGAGUGGUGAUGUGGAAAUAUUAGUGGCUUAUAAGAGCAUCAGCAGGAAGGGACUGGGAAGUGAGUGUGGGUUUGGACAUAAUGAUCAGUCCUGGAGUUUGUCCUGCUCUGCAUCAAGAUGUUUAUUUUGGCACAAUAAAAAACAGACCAAACUGCCAGUUCUGUCCAGCUUGUCUAGAAUAGGAGUGUAUGUGGAUCACAGUGCAGGAACUCUGUCCUUCUACAGCGUCUCUGACACAAUGAGCCUCAUUCACAGAGUCCACACCACAUUCACUCAGCCGCUCUACCCUGGGUUCGGGAUAGAUUCAUUAUAUUCACGAUUUUCAGAAACCAAGCAAAAAAUAAAACUUAGUGAUCUGAAGAUGUAGAAGAUUCUGACAUGAAACUUUAUAUCAGGCAUUUUCUUCAUGAUGAUAAACCAGUAACUGUGAAACCUUUUUCUUUUCAUAAGUGCCCUCAGUUUUGAAAGACAAUUAUUACAGACAUUUUAUAAGCAUAUUACUUUGUUGACGAAUAUACAAUGGCUGGACAAAUGUUCUGAUUUCUACAGCAAUUCAUAUUUUCUUGAUCAGCUUCAGUAAGAAUAAAGUCCUCUGUAUAUUG
Messenger RNA from Danio aesculapii, 1924 nucleotides. RefSeq names its product tripartite motif-containing protein 16-like. Gene Ontology annotation, molecular function: protein binding; zinc ion binding. Bases 7 to 1689 code for a protein of 560 amino acids. The record is from RefSeq and is a predicted model, not a curated record. NCBI's taxonomy places the organism in Eukaryota, Metazoa, Chordata, Actinopteri, Cypriniformes, Danionidae. The transcript is spliced from 6 exons.